CCUCCUGCACCUCCUCUCAUGCUAGCUACUGAACACAAUUUGCUUUUGUUUGUAGUUGUUUUUCUUUCUCUUUCUGUUCUUGUUCCUUAAACUCUUUGUUUAGAAAUUUCCUUAAAAGGGUUAAACAGAAGAAAAAAAAAUGGUGGCUGUGGUUGCCCAGGAAAAUGUUGUGGCAUUGGUUUCUCGUACCGGUAGAGAGUUGCAACGUUAUAGAAAAGGUCGUCGCCAAGUUGUGGGAUGCAUACCGUACAGAUUUAAGAUUGGGCAGAAAACUUCUUUGGACGUUUCUGAUGAAUUGGAAGUUCUGGUUAUCAGUUCUCAGAAGGGAAAAGGGAUGCUAUUUCCGAAGGGAGGCUGGGAAUUGGACGAAUCAAAAAAGGAGGCAGCUUUGAGAGAAACCAUGGAGGAAGCUGGGGUGAGAGGCAUUGUUGGGGGUAAAUUGGGUAAAUGGAGUUUCAAGAGUAAGACUCAUGACACUUUCUAUGAAGGCUACAUGUUCCCUUUACUUGUUGAAGAGCAAUUGGAGUUCUGGCCUGAGCAAAACGUUCGUCAAAGAGUAUGGAUGAGCGUCACCGAAGCAAGGGAUGUUUGUCAACACUGGUGGAUGAAGGAAGCUCUAGACAGAUUAGUAAACCGUCUUGCUGGUCAAAAAGUCGGUCGUGAUAAUAAGCAAGUUCUUGGUUCUAUGAACUGCACAAGAGAUGCCAAAUCUGACUUGUAAAUAGAGUAGUAGCAUCGUGAAGGGUAGAGUUCAACUUCUUUGAGUUUCGGCAUAAAGUUGUGUAGGAUCCAAAAGAAUUGAGCCGAGUCAUAGAAUAUAAAUAAUAUAGUAGUAGUAGAUCGCAUAGAAAUUAGUGAUUCCCCAGUUUUUUUUUUUUUUCAAAGAAAAGGAAUUUACAUCUGUUUGUGGGAAUUCACCUUAUCUGUAUUAUUGAGAGACUUGUGGAUAUCAAUUAGUCCACAAUCGAAUUGCUUUGUUUUUCAAGCAACAGAGUUGUGCUAAUGUCAAGCAACGCAAUCGAUAAGGCUAUCUUGAAAAGAAGAAAAAAAAUGAGAAGCUGCAACUUGUUUUCUCUUAUUUACUGCGCGAAUUGAUUGUCUUUUGUGGGGGGUUUAGUUCUCUUCCCUUUACUCGGAAGGCAUGUUCUGUGCAGGACGAACAAAAAUUUGAUGUGAUAAUCGUUUAUGGAUUCUGUUAAGAAAAACUUUAGGGUUAUUCCCUGCCGUCAUUAGGUACAAAUGUCAUUAUCAAGCGUGAUUAAGUGUCAUUAUCAAGAGUGAUUACUAGAUCAUGUUGCUUGGCCUAUUGUUUGAGAUCAUACCAUCUUGAAUUUAAGUAUAUAGGGUCUUUUUAUUUGUUACUCAGUUGUGGCAGCCUGUGUAUCAGUUGUUAUACCUAACAAUAUCCCUUGUUUAGUUGUACCUUCAAGAAGGUAGGAGUGUAGAUGGAGAUAUUAAAUAGUGUCCUUUUGUCUUUGCAUUCUGGUAGACUUUUUCUUGGGGACCUUGGAUCUGAAGAUUUAUGUGAACUUCGAUCCUUAAUCAGUACGGUUUAAAAGUUAUGUCCAUAAUUCACACUGCUGCUUCAGCAAUGGCAAUUGAUCUUUGUGGCUUGAUAUCAGAAAGUACCACAAAGUGGCUAAUCUAUGACCAAAUGAUCGAAUAAUUUUGUAUUAACAAUUCGAGGGAAACGUAGUGGAAAACUAUUCAUGAGCAAAGAAGCUUUGGCAUGACAGAGUGCAGGGAUUAACUGAUUUUAGAGUCAUGACAUGUAACUGAAGAGGUUGUGGGGCAUAGAGUUAGGCAUUAUAUUUAGCAAUGAAGUUGUGGUUGUAAUAAGUGGAGAAAGAUCGCUGGCAUUAGCAAAAAGACCCCACGAAAAAGGUGUAGCUGUGUUGGGAAAACACUCAACACCCACUAUAAGUUAUGUGGAGGAGUAUCAAAGGAAACUCUUGAUAUAUACCAAAAGCCAGCUCAGGAAAUGUACACUUUCAAAUUUGAAUAUUCUCUCCUUUAUGAAAAUAAAUAAUCAAUUAGGAGUUGACCGAUUGGUUUAGAAGAAUCAAAUACGUCUCCCUGGGCCCAAAGGACUAUAAACAGGCCCAAUAACUUUUGGGACCAUGUCAUUGAAGAGUAAAGAUGGUUCAUUUUUCUGAGCCACAUGUGAUGAAGCAAGUUGUAAACGUGUUUACUGUUUACUUCAAUGGACCAUGAAAUAACUUAGUCACUUACCUUAGCUAGACUGCCCCAGUUACAGCUUUAGCAUUAAAAGGAUAUAAGAGCUUACAAGAGCCUCCAUCACACAUUGAUG
This is a messenger RNA of Vigna umbellata (rice bean), 2311 nucleotides long. Its product is annotated as nudix hydrolase 18, mitochondrial-like. Lineage: Eukaryota; Viridiplantae; Streptophyta; Magnoliopsida; Fabales; Fabaceae. Gene Ontology annotation, cellular component: nucleus; cytoplasm. Gene Ontology annotation, molecular function: pyrophosphatase activity. The record is from RefSeq and is a predicted model, not a curated record.